Molecule: messenger RNA, 171 nt
Organism: Protopolystoma xenopodis
Lineage: Eukaryota; Metazoa; Platyhelminthes; Monogenea; Polystomatidea; Polystomatidae
Source: the annotation of a GenBank genome assembly
AUGGCCCGAGCUCGAGUUCAUUUACGCUCACCUCCCCUCCCCGUCCGGGAGAGACAAGUUCGGCUUGAGGGAGUAGAGCGUCAGAUUGACGAGGAAAAAGGAGCUGGCGAUAACCGACUCGAAUCCGGCGUGAUACCGGCGCCACGCGCCUUCCACAUGCCGAGCGGCGUC